GUGGAUGUAAAGAUCGAGAAUUUGGUAGCUCCAGGGGAAAAUUUUGGGGGAGAACUUCUAAAACUAGAAAUCAUUACGCGAGAUAAAGAAAAAGGAACAGAAGUAAAUUACCAUGCAGUAGCAAAAAAAAUUCCUACUAACGAACUUUUCCAAAAGAUUUUCAAUAUUCAACAAACAUUCAAAGGUGAAAUAAACUUCUACGACAAAGUUGUACCAGCCCUUCAAAACUUUCAGCGUGAAAAUGGAGUCCAGAAUGUACUGAAUUGUUUUGCAAAAUUAUACGGAGCUAGAAUAAAUUUGGACGAGAACAGUGAGGUUGUUGAUAGAAACGCUGUAAUUGUGUUGGAGAAUUUACAACGCUCAGGAUUCGUGAAUGUGGACCGCCACGUCGGAUAUGAUUUCGAAUCAGCUGAACUACUUCUACGAGAUUUAGCCACUUUACAUGCAGUUCCGUUGGCCAUGAAAUUGAAAGAACCAGAGUUGUUCGAGAAUUCUGUUAAGAAAUACUGUGUGAAUACACUUGGUACGGAUAAGCAAGAAGAUAUUGAUCACGCAAAUUUCUUAUCUACUUUCAUCCAAGAGAUACUAUGGGAAUCUGAUAAAUGCAGUCCUUUCAUACCAAAAGUUAAAGAGAUACUCAAAACUCCACCACAACCUGAGUCUGAAGUCAGAGAACCGUUUGCUACAUUCGCACAUGCUGACCUGUGGGUGAACAAUGCUAUGAUCAAAAUGGAAAACGGCACACCGGUAGCAAAUAAAUUCGUCGAUUUUCAGGUUUACACUUACAGGUCCCCUGCCUCGGAUUUGUUGUUCUUUUUAUUCACCAGCGUUCGCCUGGAUGUCCUAAAGAAGGACCUGGACACUUUGAUAAAUCACUAUCAUUCAGAAUUUAUAAGAAACUUAACUGAACUUGGAUGCGAUACGACACCAUUUCUAUUACCCAAGUUUAAGGAGGAGUUAGCUUUUGAAGCAAAGAGUACUCUACACCACAUUUUGAUGUUCUUACCCAUGAUUGUUUUUGGUGAGAAGAAUAAGGCGCCCAUGACUCCCGAUGACGGAAAACCACCAGAUAUGACUAGCUCCUCAGUUAGAGACGAAAUGAGGAAAAACACCCAUUCCAAAGCGAAAGAAAAAAUUUGGUUUACAAUACAAUCAUUCGGGAGAAAGGGAUGGCUGUGAUCAUUUGGGACUGAUAUAAAUCACCAAAAUAAAUGUGAAUAUAUUUAUUACCUUCUCUA
Leptinotarsa decemlineata (Colorado potato beetle) is the source of this 1238-nucleotide messenger RNA. RefSeq lists its product as uncharacterized. Lineage: Eukaryota; Metazoa; Arthropoda; Insecta; Coleoptera; Chrysomelidae. The record is from RefSeq and is a predicted model, not a curated record.